AUGCUGACGAAGCCGUGGAUCACAUGGCCGCUGCUGCUCCUGCUCCAGCAACUGGUCAACGCAGAUGUUAGCCAUCUGUCCAGCAACUAUUUGCCACCAGACAACGAGCAGCCGCCAGCCAAUCAGCCAUUGGCGGAUGAGGAAGCGCCUGCGGAGGAUAUGAGCCAAUCCAAUGAUCCUUUCUAUCCGAUGAGUGGCCUGAUGCUGCCCUCGGGCUACGCAAUACCCACAGGUAGCAAUGUGCCACCACCGGGCAUGGCGCCGCCCAACUUUCCGCUGCCCAUCUAUCCGCCGUUCUUUGGAUUUGGCGGCGGGCCGCAAGGAUUUGGAAUGGGGGCAAGUGGUCAAGUGCCACCUGGCUAUGAAGCGCAGUUUCCAGGUGGGCCGUUUCCAGUCGGCGGACAGGGUGGACAGUUCCCGAUUGGCCCACAAGCUGGUGGUUUUCCACCUGGGCCGCAGGGUGGACAGUUCCCGGGUGGACAGUUCCCGGGUGGACAGUUCCCGGGUGGACCACAAGGUGGACCUUUUCCACAACCUGGGCAGUUUCCGAUUGGACCACAGGGCGGACAGUAUCCAGGAGGACCGCAGGGCAUUCCGUUUCCGGCAGGAUCACAGGGCGGGCCGUUUCCGGGUGGACCACAGAGCAAUGGCUUCCCAAUCGGUCCCCAGGGCGGUGGCUUUCCAGUUGGACCCCAGGCUGGUCCAUUUGGACCACAAGGUGGACCAAUUCCCUUCCCUCCCGACUACCUGACCAUGCAAGGCCUGCCCUCGCCGGGCAUGCAGCUGGGCUUCCAGCAGAAUAUCGGC
Molecule: messenger RNA, 807 nt
Organism: Drosophila montana
Lineage: Eukaryota; Metazoa; Arthropoda; Insecta; Diptera; Drosophilidae
Product: basic salivary proline-rich protein 2
Exons: 1
Source: RefSeq, a predicted model, not a curated record